AUGUCUGCACCGAUGGACGACUCCUUCUACCCAAACGACAUGGACAACUACUCCCUCCAACAAUACGCCGACUUCUCCGACAAACCCCCUUAUGGCGGCGUGGAUCCACGUCUCCUCAGCUCCCACCAAAACACACCCAUACUCAGCAAAGAACAACGACUCUCACCCUUCGACUACACAAUCUUCAGCGGUCAUGCACACCUCAGCCCCACAUUCUUCGAACCAGAGCUGUCUCCCCAGUCUUACGAGCUCAUGCGCCAUCAAAUGCUUGGUCAUCGCCGCAGUGUCUCUGUGCCCCCUGAAGACUUGAUGCCUGAAUCCUUACAACCACCUCCAGCUAUGGUGUUCCACCGCGGCGGCACACCUCUGGGUGAUUCAAUGGGCGGCAGUAAGGUGAGCGGCAAUGCGAACAAGAAGUGGUUGAAGAAGGCUGCAGCAACUCAAAAGAGACAGAUGCAGAGGCAUUCGCCCUAUCCCACGGGAGGAGAGAGAAUGCAAGGCAGGAUAACCCUCGCUCAAGCUAUGUUCCCACAACAGCAGCAGACUCACUCUCUUGGACCUACGAGUGCCCCCCAGCAGAUGGCUUUGACGACUGAAGAUCAAAUCUCUCAGGCCGUGAUGCAGGGUUUUGAUAUGAGUUCUUUGUCUUCACCACAAUUUGUCGAGUUCAAUGCUGUUGAUGCUGGAGAUCGAAAGUUCAUUGUAUCCACCGAGUUGACUGAUGUUGACGCUUUGACUUUUGAUGCGAGGGGUGAUGCCGGCACUGCUGUACUGGGAAUGCUUGGUUUUGCAGAACGCCUCUCACAGGACUGUGCAGCCAUGCGUGAGUUUCUGGGAAGAGGCUUCAGGAUCGGCGAGGAAGACGAGAGUGAAAGUUUCCGUCAAGAAAAACGCGCGAUCAACCAUCAGGCAUCCACUCUUGAAGACGGCCUCGAGAUGCUUCCGUUGCCGGACGCCAAGACUGAACAAGAGGUUACAGUGCCUGUCACAGGUCAAGACAUUAGGAACCUAGAUGAUGACAAGACCGUCGCUUUGUUGGAGCUAUACUGCAUCCCGUUCACUGCAGACAUGUUUCUGCAUGACAAGAAGUUGGCUUACUUACGCUUCGUGGGCGCAAGUCGGGCACUCAUGCAUCUUGUGUUGGAUUGA
Molecule: messenger RNA, 1149 nt
Organism: Aureobasidium namibiae CBS 147.97
Lineage: Eukaryota; Fungi; Ascomycota; Dothideomycetes; Dothideales; Saccotheciaceae
Exons: 3
Coding region: 1-1149 (382 amino acids)
Source: RefSeq, a predicted model, not a curated record